AUGGCCGCCGCAUUCAGACCAGUAAAUUCGCCGCUGCCUACAGAGGCCAAGGUUGACGACAACAUGACAACGUCGCCGACGACUCCGAGACCGAGCACUGCACCGCAUCCCCAGACGCCGCAACCCGUACCGGAAGAUGUCAAGACGCCGACAAAGGCGACAUUCGGAAGCGGCAGCGGCAGCGGCAGCAGUGGUCUGGCUUCGCAAAAGCCUCUUCCCAGCUCACCAUUUCCACAGGCUGUCCAGGUUCCCGAGAGUGCCGAAAAGGUAAAGACUCCGACAAGGGCCAAUUCACAACACUCGAGAAAGUCAAGAGACUCCGAAGACAUCGACAUGGACGAGUCGGACGGCGAGGGUGAGGAUGGAUCUGACGACGACAGCGUCAACGCCGACGGGACCAAGUCGAACAAGAAGAAGAAGUCGCAACGAUUUUACUGCACCGACUACCCGCCAUGCAACCUGAGCUUCACUCGAAGUGAGCACCUGGCGAGACACAUUCGGAAACACACCGGCGAGAGACCAUUCCAGUGCCACUGCUCCCGGCGGUUUUCCCGGCUUGACAACCUGCGACAACACGCACAGACGGUGCACGUCAACGAAGACAUCCCGAUCGACUCUUUGGCAGCCACUGGCGCGAGAUUCCAGAGGCAGAUGCGCACCGAGCGGGUGCGUCAGCAGGGUGGCAGGGCUCGUUCGUCUACGGCCGGCAGUGCGUCAGGUCCCGUCAGAGGACAUUCCAAGUCGCUCUCGACGUCGAGCAUCGCCAGUGUCGGGCCCAUCGUUCCGGCCUUUAACAUUCGAGAUGACAUGCGCAGACGUCCCCCGCCUCUGGUCAUGGCCGGCGAUCCCCGAUCACGACUGUCUCUUGAGUCGUACCGAAGCGACGGGCCUUACGGAUAUCGCCCGGUCUCCCCGACAGAGUACGGUACACCCACGUCUGCGACCUUUUCUACCGGCCAGAGCAGUCCGCGAUGGGGUUCUGGCAUCGCGUCCCCCACAACGACACAUUCUCGGUCUCAAAGCAUGUACUCGUCGGGCUCAAGAACUCCGGGGCGCCGACUCAGCGUGCCCUCCGGGGGUGCCAACCCUUUCCAAUCGCCGCACGGAGGGCCCGUCAACCGACUUGUCUAUGGCGGUCCCGUAAACGCCUCCAACAACGGCGCCUUCUCCCCAGCCACCAGCAGCCACUUGGCAUCUCCCACGACCCCAACCUCUGGAUGGACCGGCCGACGCGACUCGACAUCGUCCAACGCUGACGAGGCAUGGCGUCGCCGCACCUGGCAUCCCGAUAGCAGGAGCUUCAACACAAACACCAGUCAUCUCAGCAAUGUCUUGACGCCAAGCCAGAUCCAGCCGAACCCGGCGCCGCCAAUCGCCAACGUUUCCAACCAGCAGCAAAAUCUCCGGCUGCCGGGAAUCGAGUCUUUUGAUCCUCUGCCACCGCGCCAGAUCUCGCCCCCGAGGCGUGUCCCGUCCCCCAUGAUGGUCGAUACUGAGAUGGCCCAUCCGCCCGCCCUGCGUCUCAGCUCCGACGCUGCCGUCGAGGACAGGCGGAACGUGGCACAGUGGGAUAUGGGCUUGCACCGCGGCCUGACCCGGCUUGACAUCACCUCCAACACCACUCCGCCCCGCGACAGCGCGGGCGCGUGGGCUAACGAGGCAAACCAAGCCGUGCAGGCGCAGGCGGAGCAAGUGAGGUUGAACCCUCCGACAGUCCGAUUUGAGGUUGAGCCGCCAUCAUACUCCAGCUCCAAUGCUUACAGCCGGAGCCAUCACCACACCAUGUCGAUGCCGUCCAUGGCUUCCAGAGACACAAAGCGACACGGAUGGUAUCACGGCCCCACCAGCAGUCAUGUUCACGGGCCUCGACCCGAGGCGCCCGGACAGGAUCACCGGGGUCCGCACGUGAACAGAAUGGUCCACCCGAACAUGAAUGCAUUUGCGGGCUUUCCUGCCAGACAAGCCGAACCUCAGCCGCCCCAGCAGCAACAACAGCAGCAACCGGGCAUGGACCGAUCGUCCAACCCUGAUCCCCUGAGGCGGCUUGAGGCUCUGGUUGCCGUGGCCACCAGCGAGGGCACCACAGCCACCGCCUACUAA
This is a messenger RNA of Colletotrichum karsti, 2100 nucleotides long. RefSeq lists its product as uncharacterized. The transcript has 2 exons. Gene Ontology annotation, molecular function: DNA-binding transcription factor activity, RNA polymerase II-specific; RNA polymerase II cis-regulatory region sequence-specific DNA binding. NCBI's taxonomy places the organism in Eukaryota, Fungi, Ascomycota, Sordariomycetes, Glomerellales, Glomerellaceae. Gene Ontology annotation, biological process: regulation of transcription by RNA polymerase II. The coding region runs from base 1 to 2100 and encodes 699 amino acids. The record is from RefSeq and is a predicted model, not a curated record.